Mugil cephalus (flathead mullet) is the source of this 3399-nucleotide messenger RNA. It is a transcript of the gene tmem8b, whose product is annotated as transmembrane protein 8B. Bases 144 to 2555 code for a protein of 803 amino acids. The transcript is spliced from 13 exons. NCBI's taxonomy places the organism in Eukaryota, Metazoa, Chordata, Actinopteri, Mugiliformes, Mugilidae. Gene Ontology annotation, cellular component: plasma membrane. The record is from RefSeq and is a predicted model, not a curated record.
GGAGGCGCUGUCCCGUCGUCGUCUGAAUUACGUCAUGCACAAACAGCUGGUCGCUGGCAAAUAUCUGAAAAAAUGUAGACCAGCACAGCGACUGAGGACUGCAGCCGGGCUGAAGCCCCUCUCUAAAUAUUUGGCUUUUAACGAUGUGGCAGCUGGAGCGUCCGGGCUCAGGAUGUAGCCUCCCGAGGCUCCUCUUGCUUGUUUACACCUCUCUCUGCGCGCUCGGAGAUUGCCUUUUCGUGACUGAAUACUUCACCCGCACGCCUCGCAAGCUGAACGCUUUCAACUCGUUCGCCAGUGUGGAACUGUUCCACUUCAAUGUGCCUGACGACACCAUGAUGGCCGUAUGGAACCUCAUCACCUUCAAGGAGCAAGGGGGCACGUUUGGAGACAGCUGCCCCAACCGCAACGUGACCGUGUACUUCAGGUCUGGCGCUCCUCCAGUAAUCAACCCCCUGUCCACACGCUUCCCCGGGGACACGGUCGUCCCAGGGUCCUUCGCUGUGACUCUGACCUGGACUCUUCCAAACCGCACAACAGGAGCGUUCAACGUGACGAGCCCUCUCCCCGGAGACUGGUUCCUAGCCGCACAUUUACCCAAGGAUGAAGGCAAGAUUUCAGUCAAGGGUCUCUCUGAGGAGUGCCAGUAUCUGUUCCAGCCUCAGCUCAUUGUCCAGAGGCUGAUUGGGAUUUCAGUGCUUUAUCCCGGAUACUUCAUCGACCAGAUGAUCCCAGUUCAUAACAGAUCCGCGCUCUACAAAGUGUUCAUCCCCAAUUAUAUAUCAAAGGUGAAGGUUCAGCUGGUAAACUGCAGCACCAAGAACAAGAGCAGCGACAGUUGUCCCGUGGUGCUGAAGAUAAGAGCGCGGGCACCGCCGGUGCAUAACUCAAGUGCCCUCGACUGCAGGGAGUGGAACCCUUGUGAAUUACUCACGCUUGUACCGGCCUGGGAGCAGUGGUACUACAUCCUGGUGGAGAGAUAUCUGAGUAACUCCGACGUCUACUUCCGCAUCGGGGUGCAGGUCACAGAUUGCUCCAAGCCCAGUUUGUCGAAGGACCAAGUGCAGCCCAGCUCCUCCAUGAACAUGCCUCAGUCUUUCGGGACGGCGAUGGGCUUCUCCCUGUCCGAGACGCUGCUCAUGGCGGCCCUGCCCACCCUGUCCCAGAACGCCACCCACCUGCACGCCUCGGAAGACAGCAUCGUUUACCUCGCCCCCGCCGCCGACGCCAACAAGUGCUGGCCCAUCCGCCCGACCCUGCGCAACGAGCUGGACACCUUCUCCGUGCACUUCUACGUCUUCUUCGGCCCGAAUAUAUCGAUUCCCCCGGACAGGGCUGCCGUGUUCGCCAUCAAUCUGAUGCCCGUUUUAGACAGCGGAGGAGUUCUCAACAUGGAGCUCAAACUCAACACGUCUACGCUGAGGGGAGCUAAUCUCACGGUGUUUGGCUGCCUCAACCACGGCAUGCCCCUUUUCAUACAGGAGAACUCCUCGCUGAAAUGCGAAUCAGAAUCAGUGGCUGGGUUUUUCCUCUCCGUGAACGCCUUGGCCAACAUCACCAAGCUGAGGAUUCCCUACCCUCAAACAGGCACCUGGUACCUCAGUCUACGCUCUCUAUGCGCCACUGAACGCGGGUUUGAGUCUUGUGUCAACGUUACCGCAGAGGUGUACAUGCGCUCGUACCUGACUCCGUGCAUCAAUGACUGUGGGACGUAUGGACAGUGCAAGCUCCUGCGCACCAACAACUACCUGUAUGCUGCGUGUGAAUGCAAAGCAGGCUGGGAUGGCUGGGGAUGCACAGACAACUCAGAAGCCUACUCAUACAGUUUCCAGCUCCUCUCCACCCUGCUGCUCUGUCUCAGUAACCUGAUGUUCGUCCCGCCCGUGGCCAUCGCCAUCCGCAGCCACUACCUGCUGGAGGCCUCGGUUUACAUCUUCACCAUGUUCUUCUCCACUUUCUACCAUGCGUGUGACCAGCCGGGUAUCGUGGUCUUUUGCAUCAUGGAGUACGACGUCCUGCAGUUCUGCGACUUCCUCGGGUCCCUCAUGUCAGUGUGGGUCACUGUCAUAGCGAUGGCCAGGCUAAAGUCCAUCAUCAAACAGGUGCUGUAUCUGCUAGGGGCGAUGUCUCUGUCCAUGGCUCUGCAGCUGGACCGUCACGGUCUGUGGAACCUCCUGGGACCCAGCCUGUUCGCUCUGGGCAUCAUGGCCGUCGCGUGGACGGUGCGCACCAUCCGUCGCCGGCGCUGCUACCCGCCCACCUGGAAGCGCUGGGUCUUCUUCCUCUUCCCGGGCACCAUGAUCGCCACCUCCGCCGUGGCGCUGUACGCCUUCGUGGAGACGGAGGAGAACUACUUCUACAUCCACAGCAUCUGGCACAUGCUGAUCGCAGGGAGCGUGGGCUUCCUGCUGCCGCCGCGCGCCAAGCCCGACGCCAAGGUGACCCCGCUGAAGCGCCGACGGGGCUGCGGCUAUCAGCUGUGCGUGAACGAGCACGAGGAACUGGGCCUGGUGGACCCGGCCAUCAUCUCCAUCAACAGCAUCUGCACCAGCUGAUGAACUCCCCACAGCCAGCCUUUUACCUUAGAGACACUUCAUUGCCUUCUUUUAACUUGGGAAAUUCACACAUGGGAAAUUAAGCCACAGAACUUGAAAAAGCAAUGUAAAUAUUUAAACGCUGAUGUGACACACUGGAUUUCUUUUUAUUUUAUUAUUUUUUUUCUCGGUUGUUGUUUUUUUCUGUUGUUAUUGUCAUGGUAAUUCCUAUGAGUACAAAUGUAAUUAUUAUUAUCUAUAGUUAAAGUUCUGAUGAAUUGUGGGUGUACAGUGACACACUGUUGUUUGUGAAUAUGUAUUUAAAGUCAAAGCUGAAACACUGCUGCUAUCUGACGGUGACUGUAAAACUGCUUCUGUUGGUUAUUUAUUGGUGGUCUUGUAAACAGGCCAGUCGUUUUACUGUAUACUGUACGGGGGCACAGGUGAGGGGCGGGGCGUUUAUCAAGGGCACGGCUUUUCUGAACUUCUUUUGAAAUAUAUCUUUUGCACUGAGACACAAAAAUGUUAUUCUGUAAAUUUUUAUAAUAUAAUAUUAACAGUGGGCACCACACAAAUGUAAAACCUAGUUGUCAUGUGGAAUGUUAGACUGUCUUUUGCAUUUGCAAUGUAUUGCUUUUACACGAAUGUGCUGAUUGUUCUCAAGGGGGGCCGGUGGGAAGGGAAGGUAGGGGAGGGGGGUUAAUUUCCAAAGUCCAGCUGCCUGUUGUUGAAAGAGAAGACGGGGGAGGCAGGAUCACUUCAGAGACCUCAAACCAAGACCUCACCUCCUCCCCGUCCUCUCCCGACGGGACUCGUGUGCCACCACAUUCAUGAACAAUAAAUGUUUUCUUUCUUUGCCUCCGUA